AUGGCCCGCCUGACCGAGAGCGAGGCGCGCCGGCAGCAGCAGCAGCUCCUGCAGCCGCGGCCCUCGCCCGUGGGCGGCAGCGGGCCCGAGCCCCCCGGGGCGCAGCCCGACGGCAUGAAGGACCUGGACGCCAUCAAGCUGUUCGUGGGCCAGAUCCCGCGCAACCUGGACGAGAAGGACCUCAAGCCGCUCUUCGAGCAGUUCGGCCGCAUCUACGAGCUCACGGUGCUCAAGGACCCCUACACGGGCAUGCACAAAGGCUGUGCCUUCCUCACCUACUGUGCCAGGGACUCCGCCAUCAAAGCUCAGACUGCCCUACACGAGCAGAAGACCUUGCCCGGGAUGGCCCGACCGAUCCAGGUGAAGCCUGCAGACAGCGAAAGCCGCGGAGGUAGGGACCGGAAGCUGUUCGUGGGGAUGCUGAACAAGCAGCARUCGGAGGAGGACGUGCUGCGGCUGUUCCAGCCCUUCGGGGUCAUUGAUGAGUGCACCGUGCUCCGGGGGCCUGACGGCAGCAGCAAAGGCUGUGCCUUCGUGAAAUUCUCUUCUCACACAGAGGCCCAGGCGGCCAUCCACGCCCUCCACGGCAGCCAGACCAUGCCGGGAGCCUCCUCCAGCCUGGUGGUCAAGUUCGCAGACACCGACAAGGAGAGGACGCUGCGGCGCAUGCAGCAGAUGGUGGGCCAGCUGGGCAUCCUGACGCCGUCCCUCACCCUGCCCUUCAGCCCCUACAGUGCCUACGCCCAGGCUCUCAUGCAGCAGCAGACGACUGUGCUGUCCACCUCGGGCAGCUACCUGAGCCCCGGUGUGGCCUUCUCACCCUGCCACAUCCAGCAGAUCGGUGCCGUCAGCCUUAAUGGGCUGCCUGCCACACCCAUUGCUCCUGCCUCUGGGCUGCACUCGCCCCCGUUGCUGGGCACGGCUGCUGUGCCUGGCCUCGUGGCUCCCAUCACCAAUGGCUUCGCAGGUGUGGUGCCCUUUCCUGGUGGGCACCCUGCCCUGGAGACCGUGUAUGCCAAUGGCCUUGUGCCCUACCCAGCUCAGAGCCCGACGGUGGCUGAAGCGCUCCACCCGGCCUUCUCGGGAGUCCAGCAGUACACAGCCAUGUACCCCACCGCGGCCAUCACGCCCAUCGCGCACAGCGUGCCCCAGCCGCCGCCCCUCCUGCAGCAGCAGCAGCGAGAAGGUCCCGAAGGCUGUAACCUGUUUAUCUACCACCUCCCCCAGGAGUUUGGAGACACGGAGCUGACCCAGAUGUUCCUGCCCUUCGGCAAUAUCAUCUCCUCCAAGGUGUUUAUGGAUCGGGCCACCAACCAGAGCAAGUGUUUCGGCUUCGUGAGCUUUGACAACCCAGCCAGCGCGCAGACCGCCAUCCAGGCCAUGAACGGCUUCCAGAUCGGCACGAAGAGGCUCAAGGUGCAGCUGAAGCGGCCCAAAGACCCCGGACACCCCUACUGA
Messenger RNA from Urocitellus parryii (Arctic ground squirrel), 1458 nucleotides. Lineage: Eukaryota; Metazoa; Chordata; Mammalia; Rodentia; Sciuridae. The record is from RefSeq and is a predicted model, not a curated record.